AAGAGGAAAAGGGGAAGGAGUAAAGAGGAAAGAAGACUAGGAGAACACUGCAAGGCGACGCACCAGAAACUUUCCACCCUGGAUUCUCUACUUUUGCUCCAUGGACAGAGCCUCAGCCAGCCAAGUUACAGACAGACCGUGAGCAGUCCCUGCGCGUUUUAUUGCGACCUGCCGGUGGGAACUUUGUCUCCGAGUCGGAGCAGCAUGGAGCGGCGGAGCGAGAGCCCGUGUCUGCGGGACAGCCCCGACCGGCGGAGCGGCAGCCCCGACGUCAAGGGGCCUCCCCCGGUGAAGGUGGCCCGGCUGGAGCAGAACGGCAGCCCCAUGGGAGCCCGCGGGAGGCCCAACGGCGCCGUGGCCAAGGCCGUGGGAGGUUUGAUGAUUCCUGUCUUUUGUGUGGUGGAGCAGUUGGAUGGCUCUCUUGAAUAUGACAACAGAGAAGAACAUGCAGAGUUUGUCCUGGUUCGAAAAGAUGUGCUUUUUAGCCAGCUGGUGGAGACCGCGCUCCUGGCCCUGGGGUACUCCCACAGCUCCGCAGCUCAGGCACAAGGAAUAAUCAAGCUGGGGAGGUGGAACCCUCUCCCUCUCAGCUAUGUGACAGAUGCCCCCGACGCAACAGUGGCCGACAUGCUGCAAGAUGUCUAUCAUGUUGUGACGUUGAAAAUCCAAUUACAAAGUUGUUCGAAGUUGGAAGACUUGCCUGCGGAGCAGUGGAAUCAUGCCACAGUCCGCAAUGCCUUAAAGGAACUGCUCAAAGAGAUGAACCAGAGCACAUUAGCCAAAGAAUGCCCUCUCUCCCAGAGUAUGAUUUCAUCCAUUGUAAAUAGCACAUAUUAUGCCAACGUGUCAGCAACCAAGUGCCAGGAGUUUGGGAGAUGGUAUAAGAAGUACAAGAAGAUUAAAGUGGAAAGAGUGGAACGAGAAAACCUUUCAGACUAUUGUGUUCUGGGCCAGCGUCCAAUGCAUUUACCAAAUAUGAACCAGCUGGCAUCCUUGGGGAAAACCAACGAACAGUCUCCUCAUAGCCAAAUCCACCACAGUACUCCAAUCCGAAACCAAGUGCCCGCAUUACAGCCCAUCAUGAGCCCUGGUCUUCUUUCUCCCCAGCUCAGUCCACAACUUGUUAGGCAACAAAUAGCCAUGGCCCAUCUGAUAAACCAACAGAUUGCCGUUAGCCGGCUCCUGGCUCACCAGCAUCCUCAAGCCAUCAACCAGCAGUUCCUGAACCAUCCACCCAUUCCCAGAGCAGUUAAGCCAGAGCCAACCAACUCUUCUGUAGAAGUCUCUCCAGAUAUCUACCAGCAAGUCAGAGAUGAGCUGAAGAGGGCCAGUGUGUCCCAAGCUGUCUUUGCAAGAGUGGCAUUCAACCGCACACAGGGAUUGUUGUCUGAGAUUUUGCGUAAGGAAGAAGACCCUCGGACAGCCUCUCAGUCUCUUUUAGUAAACCUGAGGGCCAUGCAGAAUUUCCUCAAUCUGCCGGAAGUGGAGCGGGAUCGCAUUUACCAGGACGAGAGGGAACGGAGCAUGAAUCCCAAUGUGAGCAUGGUCUCGUCAGCCUCUAGCAGUCCCAGCUCCUCCCGAACCCCUCAGGCCAAAACCUCGACACCGACAACAGACCUCCCCAUUAAGGUGGACGGCGCCAACGUCAACAUCACAGCUGCCAUUUAUGACGAGAUCCAACAGGAGAUGAAAAGGGCCAAGGUGUCUCAAGCCCUGUUUGCCAAAGUGGCUGCAAAUAAAAGUCAGGGCUGGCUGUGUGAACUGCUCCGCUGGAAGGAGAACCCCAGCCCAGAGAACCGCACACUCUGGGAGAACCUGUGUACCAUCCGUCGCUUCCUGAACCUUCCCCAGCAUGAGAGGGAUGUGAUCUAUGAGGAAGAGUCAAGGCAUCACCACAGCGAGCGCAUGCAGCACGUGGUCCAGCUUCCCCCUGAGCCAGUACAGGUCCUUCAUAGACAGCAGUCUCAGCCAGCCAAGGAGAGUUCCCCUCCCAGAGAAGAAGCUCCACCCCCACCUCCUCCGACUGAAGACAGUUGUGCCAAAAAGCCCCGGUCUCGCACAAAGAUCUCUCUGGAAGCCCUGGGGAUCCUCCAAAGCUUUAUUCAUGAUGUGGGCCUGUACCCUGAUCAGGAAGCUAUCCACACGCUUUCUGCUCAGCUGGAUCUCCCCAAACACACCAUCAUCAAGUUCUUCCAGAACCAGCGGUAUCAUGUGAAGCAUCAUGGGAAGCUCAAGGAACACCUGGGCUCCGCGGUGGACGUGGCUGAGUAUAAGGACGAGGAGCUGCUGACAGAGUCCGAGGAGAACGACAGUGAGGAAGGCUCUGAGGAGAUGUACAAAGUAGAGGCCGAGGAGGAAAAUGCUGAAAAGAGCAAGGCCGCGCCUGCUGAAAUCGACCAGAGAUAAUGUGAACUCCUACCAGGCAAAGCAAUACAUCGGUCCAAGGAUUUUCUGUUUUAAUUUCUUUAAAAACUUUUU
Lynx canadensis (Canada lynx) is the source of this 2478-nucleotide messenger RNA. RefSeq names its product SATB homeobox 2 (gene SATB2). The transcript is spliced from 11 exons. NCBI's taxonomy places the organism in Eukaryota, Metazoa, Chordata, Mammalia, Carnivora, Felidae. The record is from RefSeq and is a predicted model, not a curated record. The coding region runs from base 205 to 2406 and encodes 733 amino acids. Gene Ontology annotation, molecular function: RNA polymerase II cis-regulatory region sequence-specific DNA binding; DNA-binding transcription factor activity, RNA polymerase II-specific. Gene Ontology annotation, biological process: chromatin remodeling; regulation of transcription by RNA polymerase II.